This is a messenger RNA of Camelina sativa (false flax), 504 nucleotides long. The record is from RefSeq and is a predicted model, not a curated record. Lineage: Eukaryota; Viridiplantae; Streptophyta; Magnoliopsida; Brassicales; Brassicaceae.
AUGUCGCGAUGGACGAGCGAUCUGCACUGCCAGUUUGUCAAUACAGUUGAAGAACUUGGUGGAGAAAGGGAUGCAACUCCAAGGAGUAUUUUAGAGCACAUGAAUGAGAGUAGACUCGCAAUGUCAGAAGAGAGACACGCCCGUUUGAGGGAAAUCAUUCAGAGGCAAACUCAGUUGCACUUUCGUCAAUAUGAACGUCAUCAAAAAAUUGUUGAUAAUAAUAUCCAAAACCCACAAAGGCAAGAAGAGAAGAUGGAUAAAAGCACAAUCGAAGUGGGAGAAUUGAGUAGCGGUACUCAAGAAAUUUCUUGCAAGGGUCACGGAGGCAAAUCCGCGAGAGGUGUUAGUGGUCACGGAGGCAGAUCCUCUGGAGGUGUUAGGGUUUACAAUGGUGCGAGGGAACCCUCAACCACCGCAGUUAAUCAGGCCUCCAAUGGUGCGAGGGAACCCAGUUCUGCCGCAGUUAAUCAUGCCUCCAAUGGUGCGACUUCACGCGGAGGUUGA